UAUUAUGCUGAGGCUUCCCCAAUGGAAUCAAAAUUUUCAGAGUUUCAAAUCUAUCCUUCGGAAAACCUGAUCCAAAUUUCGACGUACAAAUCAUGGCACUCCUUAACGACAAUGAAAAGAAACCUGGAGAGGAGGAUGCAGACGGCGAUUCUGAAAGCCCGACACCUGAGAACGACGUGGUCAAUGUCUAUCCCUCUAAAGCGAGUAGGUCCGCUAUACACUCUGGGCUAGUCGGCCUUAUCCGAUCAUGGCUCGCGAAGCCCUACAACCCUGGGCCGAAACCGAUCAUCAACAAACUGAAUGAAUACCCUAGAGGAUAUCCACAUUUAGCGGCUUUUCUGGACAGCCACGAAAAUUUCAUGAUCUAUCGCCGCUUUGGCUAUCUCCAGGCCAGGUUGAUUCUUCGAAAACAAGAUGAGCUUCGUGAACUCGAAGACGAGCUCAAAGACAUUGACACCGAAGUUGCUAUGAAUCAUAAGGAGCGACUGACCACUCGCAUGUGGGAUUCAGUGGAGCAGAAGAAGUUGAUGAAAAAAAUUGAGUCAAAUUUCCGCUCAUAUGCGAGUUUACUUCAGUCUGCACAAGCGAUGAAUGGAUUUACUCGCCCAAAGCCAGCUGACUAUAAUAGUGUUAGUAACUAUAUACAGAACAGGAGACCUCUUUGGCAUGGCGAGGACGAGUGGAUUCUCCAUCAGGAAGACAUGGUCACCCUCCGUGCUGCGAGAGGCCUCGCAUGGCUGGACAGCCUGGUCGAGGGACUCAUCCGGACGUUUGCAUGUGGACUGCUCCAGAAAAUAUUCACAUCGAAAGACACAGAGACAAAAUUCGAGGACUGUAAAGACUGGGCAAACAACGAGCAUGCGUACGACCGUAAAGAUGAGACAUAUUACACCUCCAGACGGAUUACCAAUUUUUCCAAUGGCAUCCUAGUGAUGUUAAUUCUGAUUCUGCCAAUCGUUCCAAUCUCCAUCAUGUAUUAUAUGAUCAGAGAAGUGUGAGCCUAGUUGAGAUACUAGGCAUUUAACGAAGUGGAGAGAAGAGGUAUAGUCAGACGUCUGUCUAUUAGUCCAGGAUAAUGCGUCCAAUAGAUAAUCAUGUCACACAAAUUUUGAGGGGGCGG
Molecule: messenger RNA, 1120 nt
Organism: Pseudovirgaria hyperparasitica
Lineage: Eukaryota; Fungi; Ascomycota; Dothideomycetes; Acrospermales; Acrospermaceae
Exons: 6
Coding region: 93-998 (301 amino acids)
Source: RefSeq, a predicted model, not a curated record